GCGUAUCAUUAGCAGUUGAUCAACAGGUUUGCGCACAGCCAACAGCCAGGACAGGACAUCCAGUUGCCACGCUCCUCGAAAUCUGUUUCACACCGGUCAAGUGAGAGCGCUAUAAUUGAAUUGCACUCGUGCCCGUAAAUUCACUUAAAAACGCUAUUUCAUGUCGAAAAAAAUUCUAUAAAAGAGUGCGCAGCAAACCCGAAAUAAAAUUGUAAAACGCUGGCCACAGUUUCCGCUGGCCUCAAUAAUAAUUCGUACGCUAAAAUCGCGAGGAGAUAUAUAGUCAGCUAUGGCUCACACUAAGACGCGGAGAACUUACGGCUUUCUGAUGGUGCUCCUCAUCCUGGGCAGCGCUUGCGGUAAUUUGGUGGCCAGUGGUAGUGCUGGCAGUCCACCCUCUAAUGAACCAGGAGGCGGAGGCCUGUCCGAACAGGUGGUACUGGACCAACUUAGCGAGAGCGACCUGUACGGCAACAAUAAGCGCGCCUGGCAGUCGCUGCAGAGCUCGUGGGGCAAGCGGUCCUCCAGCGGAGACGUCAGCGAUCCGGACAUCUACAUGACCGGCCACUUUGUUCCGCUGGUAAUCACGGAUGGCACGAACACCAUCGAUUGGGACACCUUCGAGCGGCUGGCCAGUGGACAAUCCGCACAGCAGCAGCAGCAACAGCCGCUCCAGCAGCAAUCGCAAUCUGGCGAGGAUUUCGAUGAUCUCGCAGGCGAGCCGGAUGUGGAAAAGCGGGCCUGGAAGAGCAUGAACGUCGCUUGGGGAAAGAGGAGGCAGGCGCAGGGCUGGAACAAGUUCAGGGGCGCCUGGGGUAAGCGCGAACCCACAUGGAACAACCUGAAGGGCAUGUGGGGCAAACGCGACCAGUGGCAGAAGCUCCACGGCGGCUGGGGCAAGCGCUCCCAGUUGCCCAGCAACUAAUCUCGCAGAGAAUCGCCGUAGCACAGGAAAACUUAACCAGACUAACUAAUCCACCUGUAUCUAACCGUAUAUAGCAUGUGUGUUUCCUCCGCGAUGGGUUUCCGUUCUUAGUGUCCAUGUCGCACUAGGUUGUCCGGAGUUUCUCCCGGUCCCGUGCCACUGAAAGUCAAUUCCGAAAAUGUAUGAAAGCGCUCGCCAGUCACCGGAUCCUGAUGACCGGCGAUCCGUAUCGCCGCCUCGAUCAUCCAGUAUUAUACGCAUUACAUACAUAUAUGUCGGUAUGUCUAGUCAACUAUGUAUCUACUCUAGCACCUAGUCUCCACGUAUACAAGAGGAACUUUCGGAAGAAUAUCGCUUUAAUUUAGAAACGUUAACUAAGUUAAUGAAUUGUGCAUAUAUCUUUAUACUUAAAUAUACAUCAAUACAUACCAAAUGGCAACUAUUAAUACGAAAUACAAAUACGUUGAAAGU
This is a messenger RNA of Drosophila melanogaster (fruit fly), 1396 nucleotides long. RefSeq names its product myoinhibiting peptide precursor (gene Mip). The record is from RefSeq and is marked reviewed. Gene Ontology annotation, cellular component: extracellular region. The transcript is spliced from 2 exons. NCBI's taxonomy places the organism in Eukaryota, Metazoa, Arthropoda, Insecta, Diptera, Drosophilidae. Bases 290 to 925 code for a protein of 211 amino acids.